This is a messenger RNA of Ochotona princeps (American pika), 569 nucleotides long. It is a transcript of the gene HRCT1, whose product is annotated as histidine rich carboxyl terminus 1. The transcript is spliced from 2 exons. Bases 1 to 312 code for a protein of 103 amino acids. The record is from RefSeq and is a predicted model, not a curated record. NCBI's taxonomy places the organism in Eukaryota, Metazoa, Chordata, Mammalia, Lagomorpha, Ochotonidae.
AUGUCCAGCCUCCAGGUAUUAGGCAGCCUGCUGGGCUGCAUCACAGGCGUCGCGGUGGCCGUGGUUGUGACCAUCCUGCUGCUGGCCACCUGCCUCUUCCCCAGAGGGCAGGACCGGGAUGUGGAGAGAAGCCUCCACUCUGGAACCCAGAGUCGACGGGUCCAGCCUCGGCUCUUCCCAGGCCGGGGCCACCUGGGGACCUUCCACCAACACCAUUACGUGGGCCAUGUGUCUCACACGCCCAGCGCUGGCUUCCAUCAUCACCACCGUGGUCACCACUACCUCCACCAAGCUCACUGGGGCCGCCGCUGAUGCCUACAGACGGCCACCCUGCCCUCCGUCACCAGAACGAACACCCCCAGGUGGCAGAGGGCAGAAACUGCAUCUCCAGGUCCUGUGUGGAGGGGUUCCUUGGAGUGCCAGACCCUAGCAGAGACUAGUCCUGAGCUCUGCCCCUUUGGGGAGCACCUCUGCGCUGAGGACAGGAGGCCUCCCCCAAAUACCAGAGAAGAGAGCGGCUCCCUGGACCAGGCAGAAGACACAGGCUCCGCAGGUUAUCCACACGAGGA